Racocetra fulgida is the source of this 191-nucleotide messenger RNA. The record is from the annotation of a GenBank genome assembly. NCBI's taxonomy places the organism in Eukaryota, Fungi, Glomeromycota, Glomeromycetes, Diversisporales, Gigasporaceae.
CCUUAGCUGCUGGGACAUCCAUCCUACCAUCAUCAACAGACUAUUCAGUGGAUUCUGAUAGUAAAAAUCCAGAUAUAGAUGAUAAAUUAGCUCCAUUUGAAUAUGCUCAUCUUGGGUCAUUAGCGUAUAUAGGAAAUGCAGCAGUAGCUGAUUUUGGAUUUGGAUUGACAUGGAUGGGGGGUUGGAGUGCU